GUCAGCCUUCAUUUCUUCCUAAACUCCUAAACCUUUUCAGUCAUGGUCAACAACAAGGCUGUGAGGAAACUGAAUGAGUGUAAAGAGAGCGAGAGAGAGAGGAUUGUUUCUGCUCAGCUAAUUUUUGUAGCUAUGGAUUGUCAGGGUGUGGAGCCCAGGGCAGGUACUGGUGAUGCUGCUCUGAGUACUUUGGAUGAUGCUCUGGAUACUUUGGAGAGGGAUACCACAGUCUUAAUACCUCCACUGAACACUUGUAUGGCUAAUGGUGUUGCUGUGGCAGAAGUCUCAGUGAUGUCAGGGUGCCUUAUGGAUGGAAAUCCAGGAAGUAAACUGCAACAGCCACCUUUACAGAAAGUGAUGGACUCCUAUCAUAUUUCAGCCUCUACUACUACCACUGUCCCCCUCCAGGCCUCUGUUCCUCCAUUCACAGUCUCUACAUCAUCCCAGACCAAUGUUCCUCCACCCACCACAUCCAUACCAUCAUUCUGGGUUUCGGUUGCCACCUCCAAAUCUUUGCCCUCUGUCGUGGUACUGAGCAGCCCUGCUGUCCCAGUGACUAGUCUUGUCCAGAGCACCAGUGAACCUCUCUCUGAGUCCCCAUCAAAUUCAGAUUUCUUUUCUGCCUUGUACCCUGCCCACCCUCCAGCCUACACCUCUGUCCCUGCCCAUGGACAUACCACUGAGCUGUCUUCCCUCUCUGAUUCCAAUCUUUCUCAGUCCUUCACUCAAGCUUCUAACCAAGCAGUAGAUCACUCUUACGUGAAGGCUUCCAACCAAAACCUUACUCAACAAGUUGAACAAGACUGUGCACACUCCAUUUCAGAGGCUCCUUUCCAAGGGUUUACCCAGCCUGGGGUUGGUAAGCUCUGUGAUCAGCAUGUGGUCCAGGCCCUUAUGAUUCCCUGUCAGGAGUCUUGUGUUAAUACCACUCACAGGGAGUUGCUGGGAGAUGGCAGGGUAAGUCAGGAGGCAGGAGUGAGAGAGGAAGAUGUGAUAGAGAGCCAUGGUACCAUUUGGGGCUGCUACAACUUCACCAAGAAGCAAAUGACAAUCCUCUCCUCCAUGCUCCUUGUAGUCUUCUUCUCUUAUGCCUCUCUCUCCAUCAUGGCCCCAUUCUUCCCACAUCAGGUUCAAAAGAUGGGCAUGAGCAGUACUCUGGAUGGCAUCAUAUUCAGUAUGUACUCCCUGGCAUUGGUCAUCACCUCCCCCAUCAUUGGAAAAUUUUUACCACUAAUGAAUUUGCGGACUGCAUACAUCGGGGGAAUCUUCCUUAAUGGCUUUUCUGAUAUCUGCUUUGGGUUGGUUUCUUAUGCACGGACACCUGAAGUGUUCGUAUUGGCAAGCAUCAUCCUGCGGCUGAUGACUGCCAUUGGCUCGUCUUUCUUCCUCACUGUCAUCUAUGCUGUUGUUCCCCUUCUCUUUCCCAAUGACAUGAAUGCUGUGAAUGGAAUGCUGGAAACAGUGUCUGGUUUGGGCAUGUGUAUUGGUCCUGCUGCUGGUGCCUGGUUGUAUUUGGAAGGAGGAUUCAGCCUGCCUUUCUUCUGCCUGGGAACCUUCAUUCUCCUCACUGUUCCUGCCAGCUACUUUGCCUUCCCUAGUAAUGAGAUAGAGGUGGAGCGUGGGGCAGCUAGGUCAGCUUUGCGAGUGUUGGUGCAACCUGGAGCACUUGUCUCUCUCCUUAUACUGUUCACUACAGCUGUGUGUCUAGCAGUCCUCUAUCCCACCCUCCAGCCCCACAUGAGCAAGCUGGGUGUGUCUGUAGAGGGCGUGGGACUGGUGUACCUGCUGCUCUCCGCAUCCUAUGCUGUCUCCUCUCCUCUAGCAGGCCUUGCCACAGAUCGUUUUGUUUGCCCCUUUGGUAUCAUGCUGGUGGGCCUUCUGCUCACUGCUGUUGCCUACAUACUUAUUGGCAACUCCCCACUCCUGCCUCAUCUAUCCCACGAUGAGCUGUACAAUGAAGAUGUGGCUGGUAUUGUUUUACUAGGACUUUCAGCUGCCAUGUGCAUCGUGCCUACAUACGGUGCUAUACUGAGCAUUGCUGUUAGUGCAGGAGACGAUGACAUUAAUACAUACAGCAUGGUGGGAGGAGUCUGGUCGGCAACAUACUCUCUCGGGGAGAUGCUGGGCCCCCUCUAUGGUGGGAUGAUGAUGGCUUAUGUCACUUUUGCUACAGCCACCACCCUCACUGCCCUUCUGCCCAUUGCUGUGGCAGUUGUGUUAGGGACCUACAAGUGUACCACUUGUUUCCCCAUCACCUCAGAAUGAGCAUCACUUGCUUGCCUAAAGGGACUUUGCCUGCAUGUAGCAAUCAGUUACUACUACAUCCACUUCCUUUUGCAUAAUCUGCUACUUUAGCUGCACUUUUGUGUUUUUUAUUCCAGUUGUCAGAAAACUGGAUCAUGUUAAAAGUUUUCUUUGCAGAUACUAUUGUCUGCCUGUUUUACUUGUCUUAAAGCUCUGUCCAUCUCAGAAGCAUAAUUGACACAACAAAUGGCACAUAAAAAGGUGCGUCUUCAUAAAGCACCAUCUCUACUUGUGUGUGUUCCUAAUCAAGGCAAUAUUACCUAACCCAGAGUAGUGCCUCAAAUAUGUAAGUCAUGGGAUAACAUCCAACUAAUUACUUUUGUAAAUAUAGUAUAACAAAUGAAAAAGCAAAGAAAUUGACCAGUGAUAAUAAAUAUGCUAUGACAAAUAUAAUUGCACUUAGUCUUGUUUAUAAAAACUUCACAGUAUCAAAACAAUGACUUGAACUGUGAAGGCAGUAAUAAUGGGCAGAGGGGGCAAGUAGUAGGUUGAGAGACUUAUGCUAGAGCCUGGAUGCUGGCUACCACUGAUUGGUGAUGGUCAUGGCAGUGGUGAGGCUAGGCACAUUACCUAGCCGGAAGUGAAUUUGCAAGGAGGAGUUUUCCAUAAGCAUAAAUGUUUCCUCAAACCUGCAUGGGUCAUUGAUCACUGAUGGCAGAGUACACAAAUACCAGGUCACAACACUUUCAGUUACUCUGGCAACAUCGUACCAUUCAGCACAUACCCUCUCAUUUGAAGUUUGGAUGAUUGCUUCCUAAAUGCCACUUCUACUAUAGACAAGAAAUGAACUCAAAAGAGAUGGUACGUGUGUGCACACACAAGGCUUCAACAAAGCAAACACGCACAUUUUGUGAACAGUGUAAAACACUGUGUAUAAGAGCAGUGUUUCCAGGACUUCCACAGACUGCAACAGUUCUAGAACAUGACCAGUGCCUGUAAUAUACAUUAUGUAUAUAAAUGUUAUAAGAGUAACAAUGUGAAACAUUUGGACCUGUGUUUACAUAGUGUAUACACGUUUUUGUCAACAGUGUACCAAUGACUUAUUAGCGUAGGUAUUAUGUUGUACUUAGUGGGUAGCCCUAUGUACAUUGUGCAUAAUAAGAGUCUCACAGGAUACAAAAGUUGCUGGGAAAUGUAAAAAAUAAAAAAUUAGAAAACCCCCAGAAAAAUUUUAAUGCCUAGUGCAAGGCAUUCGCCACUGUAGCCUUCAUAUUUCAGUGUAUUGAUGGAAAAAAUUUAAUUACCAAAAAUUUUUUUUGUAAAUGCUGACAUUGUAAGCACUUAAUUUUGGGGCAUCUGACAAUGAAGGGGUUAAGAGAGUACGUUUGAGAAGACCAACAGGCUUGUCAUCUAAUUUAAAAUAUUUUGUAGAUUAAUAGCUUGAGUAGCAUCACUAACCCAGACUAUACAUACCCCAUUAUGCUAGGUAUGGAAAGUGAUACUAACCCCUGCUGCUGCAAUUGUUUGGUUGACUAUAAUUGCACAACACCUGGAGCUAUAGUCCAUAAUCACUUCCACUCCCAUUCUCAUGCCACCGCUGUGUACACAGAUGGCUCUAAGUCUUCAGACAGGCGUCGGAUUCGCAGCAGUGUUUCCGGACAGCGUCGUGCGGGGGCAUUUACUAUCUUCGGCUAGCAUUUUUACUGCUGAACUGUAUGCCAUUCUUGCAGCACUUAUUCGUAUCGCAUCUAUGCCUGUGUCAUCAUUUGUGGUAGUCUCAGAUUCCCUUAGUGCUUUACAGGCUAUACAAAAAUUUGAUACAUCUCACCCCCUAGUUCUCCGUAUCCAACUUUGGCUACGCCGUAUCUCUACGAAGCAUAAAGAUAUUAUUUUUUGUUGGGUCCCUGGUCAUGUUGACGUACAGGGCAAUGAACAGGCAGACACUGCUGCGCGGUCAGCAGUACAUGACCUACCAAUUUCCUAUAGAGGUGUUCCAUUUCUGGACUAUUUUGCUACAAUAGCUGCCCACCUUCGCGCCUGUUGGCAACACCGUUGGUCAACUCUGCUUGGUAACAAACUUCAUUCUAUUAAACCGAGCAUAGGUUACUGGCCGUCUUCUUGUCAUCAGUGCCGUGGUUGGGAGACCACUCUCUCCCGUCUUCGCAUUGGCCACACUCGUCUUACUCACGGGUAUCUCAUGGAGAGGCACCCUGUACCUCUCUGUGAGCAGUGUCAAGUUCCAGUAUCGAUUAGCCACAUUCUGUUAGACUGCCCUCUCUAUCAACGAGCACGCAGAAUUUACCUCCAACGCGUUUCGUUCUACUACUCUCUCUUUACCUUCCCUUCUUGCUGAUGGACCCUCCUUUAAUCCUGACUCUCUCAUUGACUUCUUGACAACGACUGAUUUACUCCACAAACUCUGAUGGUGAUACCUUACGCACUCCCCUCAGCCCUUUCUAGCUCAGUCUCUUGCUGCCCUUUACCUUUUCACCAUCCACUGCUCCGCUGUUAUCCAUAACCUAUUACUCAUCCACCUCCCUUUUGCCACCUGAUGCCCUCGCUUCCUUCCUGCCCUGCAGCGCUGUAUAGCCCUUGUGGCUUAGCGCUUCUUUUUGAUUAUAAUAAUAAUAAUAUACAGAUUUAGCACUUCUGAAGACAGUGUAUUCAUAACAGGGUAGUGACAUCAGAACUUUUAUUUUACUCAGUUCUGAGUAUGGUGAAGGAAAAAACCCACACAAGUUUUUACAUUAUGUAUUAUUUACAAUAAAAUAACAAAAUAUCUCUGUACAGACGUCCUCCCUACAGAGUGGAAUUUCGUUCAGUGCCAGAUGAAUGACAGGUGACUAUUAAUGCACAUACCAUGACAUAAAAAUUGAAUACAUACAUAAAUAAAUGCACUGUUUUCUCCAGUAAGUCAGGACUGGACUAAUGUGGUUUCA
Cherax quadricarinatus is the source of this 5183-nucleotide messenger RNA. Its product is annotated as MFS-type transporter SLC18B1-like. Gene Ontology annotation, biological process: transmembrane transport. Gene Ontology annotation, molecular function: transmembrane transporter activity. The record is from RefSeq and is a predicted model, not a curated record. Lineage: Eukaryota; Metazoa; Arthropoda; Malacostraca; Decapoda; Parastacidae.